CUUCAGAUCGCCUUGUAUUGAUAAUCCAUAGUUGUUUAAUUUAAACAGUUAAUGAUAGUUUACCAGUUCAAUUGACAAUCUAAAAUUAAUUUGUGCCUAUGGACCACCAGCCAAGACCUACAACACAAAUUUAAGAUAUGUCAGGCCGUGGUGAACUAACUCCGCGAAAUCGACGGGGUAAAAGUACGUCUUCUUCUACUGGCGAUCAUGCAAGAGCCGGAGCCAAGAUGGACGUGCCGGAAGACCUGCGGGGGUUCAACCUGCUGUUUUUCAUCACUGAGGCCAUAGGUCUAGUAGGAGUUGUGAUGAUGGCGAUCUGGACCAGUUUUCACCGCGGAGGGUUCGCCUGGAGGUCCAACCCUGGCCUGGAGUUCAACUGGCAUCCUCUGCUCAACACCAUCGGCAUGAUCUACCUCUUCGCUAACUCUAUCCUGGUGUACCGAGCGCUGCGUACUAUCCGCAAGAAGACGCUGAAGCUGAUUCACGCGGCCAUCCACUUUGUCGUGCUUGUGCUUGUGCUGAUCGCCUUCAUCGCAGUUCUCGACUCCCAUAAUCUCGCUGUUCCCGCCAUUCCCAACUUCUACUCUCUGCACAGCUGGCUGGGUAUCGUCACUGUGCUGAUCUAUGUGCUGCAGUGGGUGUUUGGGUUCGCUGCGUUCCUCUACCCAGGAUUCCCUCAGAAUCUCCGAGGAGCCAUCAUGCCGAUCCACACCUUCAUGGGAUUGUUGGCCUUUGUCCUGGCCAUUGCUACUGCCUUCACUGGCCUCACCGAGAAAGCUCUCUUUUCUGUUAAGGACUACUCAGCUUUUAGUGGGGAGACAUACCUCAUCAACUUCAUGGGCCUCAUCUUCAUUUUGUUCGGAGGGAUGGUCGUCUACCUCGCCACUGAGCCCAAGUACAAGAGAUACCCUCGUCCCGAAGAUGGUGGACUUCUCUCAGGCUCCUCUGAGUAAACCAUCUGGUACCAUUUCAACUCAGUGUAUUAUAUUUCUCCUACGUUUAAGCAUUAAGAUAGUUAAAUGUGUAUAUUGUGAACGUUAUGUUUGCGAGAUAGUUUUUCUGUGAUUUUAAACGAUUUGUCUAGGCCUAUUGCACACUUGAUUGUUUGAAUUUUUAACUGUGUCUGGUGCUGUUUAUGUAUUGAUGUUUUAGAGGUUCUUAAAAACUCCAUGUCGGUUUAUUUAUUUUUUAAAUUUAAAUGUAUGUUGGACUAUGGGUGCUCUUUCUGGUUUCACAUUAUUCUGAUGAUAUGUGUUAUUAAUGUACUUCAUAAGGCUGAUGUAGUUUGCUUUAGUACUUCUUAGGGACCACUGUGUAAGCGGUUUUAACGCAAAUCAAACAUGUAUUUAUCAAAAACUAUAUAUUUAUAUUGGUGGUGUAGCAGUUCAAAAAUUAACAAAAGACUGCAAAGUCAGUAAAAAAAUUUUUAUAAAUAAAAUACAAUCAUAAAUACAUAAAGUAUCAUAAAUACAAUCCUAACUACAUAAAGUAUCACAAAUAAGAAACUACAUUUGUUUUUUACCAUUUUACAUAGACAGUAGUUUUACAUUUUAUUAACAUCGCUAACAUUUUUAAUAUAAAAUCAAUUCAAUUUUCAAUUUUCACUUGAUACAGCGAUAGUUCAAUUUUGGUAGAUUCUCUUUAAAUUUGCAGUGAUUGUAAUUAAGCUUGAUUUAUUUACUAGUUACUUGAAGAAGUAGGCUAUUUAUUUCUUAUACAAUUUAUUUUAAGGUACAAAACCAUUAUCCAAAUGUCUUCUUCUUCAUUUAGAGUAUGACUUCUCUUUUCCUAAUUAUGUUGUGAAUCUUAAAUACAUUACCAUAAUAUUAGUUUAAUAUCAUUUCGCACAAAAUCAGAACAAUUUUUCUGUAGUUUUAAUAUAACAUACCAUUUACCUCAUAAAAGUUAGUUAAGCUUAUGUAUACUUUGUCAAUUUUGAACUUUAAAGAAAAUAUUUUACUAUAUUUUUUGUACAGAUAUAUUUAUUGUGCAGUAUUUAUAAGUCUGAUUAGCAAAG
Molecule: messenger RNA, 2017 nt
Organism: Macrosteles quadrilineatus (aster leafhopper)
Lineage: Eukaryota; Metazoa; Arthropoda; Insecta; Hemiptera; Cicadellidae
Product: plasma membrane ascorbate-dependent reductase CYBRD1-like
Exons: 7
Coding region: 138-953 (271 amino acids)
Molecular function (GO): oxidoreductase activity
Source: RefSeq, a predicted model, not a curated record